Molecule: messenger RNA, 1377 nt
Organism: Penicillium mononematosum
Lineage: Eukaryota; Fungi; Ascomycota; Eurotiomycetes; Eurotiales; Aspergillaceae
Product: putative neutral amino acid permease
Exons: 4
Coding region: 1-1377 (458 amino acids)
Biological process (GO): amino acid transmembrane transport
Cellular component (GO): vacuolar membrane
Molecular function (GO): amino acid transmembrane transporter activity
Source: RefSeq, a predicted model, not a curated record
AUGACCGUCAAUGAGAAAGCAAAUGUAUAUGACACGGAGGUGGGAAGUCCUAGGGACUCCACUGAGGAGCACGAGGUCUUCAAGAAGACCGAGGACGGUGUGAGCUUUCGUGGUGUUGGCUGGUUCAAGGCAUGCAUCAUCUUUGUGAAGGUCCUCUUCGCGACGGGUGUGCUAUCGCUGCCAGCUUCAUUAUACUCCCUCGGUGCGGUGGGUGGUUCAAUCAGUAUCGUCGCAUGGGGUGCCUUCAACACUUACUCCUUCGUGAUCUUGGGCAACUUUCGCAAGAAGCAUCCUCACUGCCACUCUAUUGCGGAUAUGGCAGAAGUUGCCGGCGGGCUCUUCGCGAAGGAGCUUACCGGUUUACUCUUUCUCAUCGGCUAUGUCCUUGUCACGGGCAGUGGUAUUAUCGGAGUGUCAACGGCCUUGAAUGCCCUCUCACACCACUCCGCGUGUACUGUCUGGUGGUCUUUGAUUGGAGCGGUUGUGAUCGUCGCGACAGCUUCGGUGCGCAAACUCCAGCAUGUGGGCUGGCUCACAUACGUAGGAUUCAUUUCGAUCUAUGCCGCAGUUUUGAUUGUUGUCAUCGGAGUCACAACGCGCGAUCGCCCGGCUGCCGCACCCCAAGAGGGCCCCUACGACCUCGGCUUCGUAGCUAUCAACAACCCCGGAUUUGCCGCCGGCAUGGUUGCUUCCAGUACUAUCUUCGUCUCCACGGCUGGUACCAGCGCGUUUAUCCCGGUGAUGUCGGAGAUGCGAAACCCGAAGGAUUAUAAGAAGGCGUUAUACCUGUGCAUGAUUGUUGUCAACGCGUCGUACCUUGCUUUCAGCUUGGUUGUCUACCGUUGGUGUGGACAAUGGGUGGCCAGUCCGUCUUUGGGUAGCGCAGGACAGACCAUCAAGAUGGUGUCUUACGGUGUUGCACUGAUAGGACUAGUCGUGAGCGCCACGAUCUACUUGCAUAUUGCUGCCAAAUACAUCUUUGUGCGCAUCUUGGGUAAAACGCGUCAUUUGCAAGCCAACACUGUUGUUCAUUGGGCUACUUGGAUGGGAUGCACGAUUGGUCUCGGCGCUAUUUCCUUUAUCCUCAGCGAGACUAUUCCUAUCUUCAACUAUCUGGUUGCCCUGAUUGGGUCCGUUUGCUUCGCCCCUCUAGCCAUGUGUCUUCCCGGGUUCUUGUGGCUGCACAGCAACGGCCACUACCGGAAGGGGACAGUUAUGCAGAAGGUGAUCUACCUGCUGCACUGGGGGAUGGUACUUCUGGGAAUUUUCUUCCUCGUUGGUGCGACGUAUGGUGUUAUCAUUCAGAUCAUUGACGCCUACGCAACGGGAAUGAUUGGCUCCACUUUCAGCUGUCUCGAUAACUCGAAUUCAUCGUGA